Dipodomys ordii (Ord's kangaroo rat) is the source of this 2032-nucleotide messenger RNA. RefSeq names its product lipid phosphate phosphatase-related protein type 2 (gene Plppr2). Lineage: Eukaryota; Metazoa; Chordata; Mammalia; Rodentia; Heteromyidae. The record is from RefSeq and is a predicted model, not a curated record. Gene Ontology annotation, molecular function: phosphatidate phosphatase activity. Gene Ontology annotation, biological process: phospholipid dephosphorylation; signal transduction; phospholipid metabolic process. The transcript is spliced from 10 exons. The coding region runs from base 366 to 1724 and encodes 452 amino acids.
CCCUCCCCGGGCCGCCGAGUCUGCGCGGCUCAGCCGGGCCGGGCUGUCCGGGUCUCAGUCUCCGCUUCCGUCCGUCUGUCCACCGGUCCGUCCAGCCUGGUCCGUCUGUCCUGCGGUGCCGGCCCCCUUCUGGGCGGAGCCAGGGUCUCGAGAGGCGGCGGCGACGACCUAGAUAGAGCAGGCCUUGUGGAUGGAGUAUUGGACCCACAGUGUCGACCUUUGCCUGCCUGGGCCUCAUUUUCCACAUCUGCGCAAUGGGGGUGAUCACCCUCGCUCUGCUGCCCAGUAGGAGCAGCUGUGAGUCUCUGAUCGAGGGGGUGUCCUGGAGGAGGCCAUAGGGCGCCUUCACAGGCCCAGCCUUCACCAUGGCGGGAGGGAGACCUCACCUGAAAAGGAGUUUCUCCAUCAUCCCCUGCUUCGUCUUUGUGGAGUCAGUGCUACUGGGCAUUGUGGUUCUACUUGCUUACCGCCUCGAGUUCACAGACACCUUCCCUGUGCACACCCAAGGCUUUUUCUGCUAUGACAGCACCUACACCAAGCCCUACCCAGGGCCUGAGGCCGCCAGCCGAGCACCACCUGCCCUCAUCUAUGCCCUGGUCACUGCUGGGCCCACCCUCACGAUCCUUCUGGGAGAGUUGGCGCGUGCCUUCUUUCCUGUGCUACCCUCAGCCAGCCCCAGCAUCGGGGAAAGCACCAUCGUGUCUGGGGCCUGCUGUCGAUUCAGCCCUCCACUGCGAAGGCUGGUCCGCUUCCUGGGGGUCUACUCUUUCGGCCUCUUCACCACCACCAUCUUCGCCAACGCGGGGCAAGUGGUGACCGGGAACCCCACACCGCACUUCCUGUCUGUGUGUCGCCCCAACUACACGGCCUUGGGCUGCCUACCACCCUCUCCUGACCGGCCAGGGCCUGACCGCUUCGUCACAGACCAGGGAGCCUGCGCGGGCAGCCCCAGCCUGGUGGCCGCCGCCCGCCGCGCCUUCCCCUGCAAGGAUGCGGCCCUCUGCGCCUACGCCGUCACCUACACGGCGAUGUACGUGACCCGAGUGUUCCGAGUGAAGGGCUCUCGCCUGGUGAAGCCCUCCCUCUGCCUGGCCCUGCUGUGUCCAGCCUUCCUGGUGGGCGUGGUCCGUGUGGCCGAGUACCGCAACCACUGGUCUGACGUGCUGGCUGGUUUCCUGACUGGAGCAUCUAUCGCUACCUUUCUGGUCAUCUGUGUUGUGCACAAUUUCCAGAGUCGGCCACCCUCUGGCCGAAGGCUCUCCACCUGGGAAGACCUGAGCCAGGCCCCUACCACGGACAGCCCCCUCGAAAAGUUAAGUGUGGCUCAGGAACCCGAGGCCUGCAGGCCGCAUUCGACACCGGCACGGCUCACCCCAUCCAAGUCGCAGAACUGUGCCCUCCGUGGCCACCUGAUCCCCAGCUGCGUGUCCUCCAGGGCCCCGGCCAUGUGUUCUUCUCCCCGGGUGCCCCGCCCUCGAUUGAGGUCUGAGCCAACGCCCCUGCCACUGCCCUUACCCCUGCCAGCACCGACUCCCAGCCAAGGCCCCUCACCCUCCUCCCCCGGGCCUGGAGGACCAGGCGGGGGUGGCGGGCGUGGCCGGAAGCUGCUGCUGCCUACGCCCCUGUUGCGGGACCUGUACACCCUCAGUGGACUCUAUCCCUCCCCCUUCCACCGGGACAACUUCAGCCCUUACCUUUUUGCCAGCCGCGACCACCUGCUGUGAGACCUACACCCACCCACCCACGUCUACCUGGUGUCCCCAUUUUCCUCCCCUGUCACGCGUGUGUGUGCGUGUGCCAUGUGAGUGCCAAAGGCCCCUCCACCUCCUCCUUCCCCCCAAAAAAGAAAAGCCCCAGCCUGGUUCAGGCAUCCAGAGGAUGGCUGGAAGGACAUUUGGGGGAGGCUGCCUAUCUCUCUUACCCCUUGGGAUAUCCAGGAAGCCAGAGCUCCAGGAUAGACCCUUGCCCCAAGUAUUGGCCUCCGAAAGGCUGAAAGCUUGAUUUCCCCAUUGGCCCACGGCUCAGCCAAUGA